CAUAUCGCUACAUGUACGCCUAUUUAUUUUACAUCCUUAGGGCUCGUAUACCUGGAUAUGCACACUUCGUCUCGGCAUGGAAGGCUUGCAGUUCAUGGACCUUCCGACAGAUAUACACCAGCUCCUCAUGACGUAUCUGCAACUGUCGGAUCUUCGUGAGCUUGCAUGCACCUGUAAACAUUUCAGUCAGGCCUCUAAGGCGACACACGUGUACACAGAAGUCCUUAGAAAUGAAUUGCGGGCAGGAGAAUUAGGUAGCACGCAUCACAUCCCCAAGGGUACCUUGGAGAGAGUGUUACAUAGAGCCUGGUCCUGGGAGAAAGUGGUUAAUGCUCCUGUGCUGGACUUGGUCUUGAAUGCUAAUAAGCGCUCAUGGGCCGAGGAUGCAUUCGUAUAUGCAUGUGGGAGGGGUUGUGUCGAUUUUGUAAAGUUACUACUUUCACGUCGGUUCAAAAUACGCCCAGACUCUCUGGAGAAUGGGGGUAUCGAGCGUGCAUGUAAGAACGGACACGUGCAAAUAGCCUUACUAUUAUUAAACUGGCACAAUACACGUACAGAGGACUCUAGGAAUCAUCUAGAUGAAUACGAUUCCUGUGAUAAUUUCGAGAGCAACAGGAUAGGUCUUAAUCACGUUGCUAAUGAACACGAGUCUCACAUGGGGGUACAAAAAAGUGCCAUAGAUGUCAAUCCAUCCGUGAAUAACGAUCGUAGCUUCAGGUUGGCAUGCAGGAACAAUCAAGUAGCCGUGGUAAAUAUUCUUCUGGCGGACAAGAGAGUCGAUCCGAGCGCUAAGAGUAGUGAAGGGAUUCGAGUGGCGUGUAAGAGAGGGUAUGCGGAACUGCUGGAGGUUUUGUUACUGGAUGGCCGGUCUGACCCUGGUGUGAGUAAUAACCUGCCCCUGAGACUGGCUGUGAAGUCUCUCUCGCUCAGAGCGGUAGCUAUGCUGGUGGACGAUAGACGGGUGGAUCCCAGCGUCAAUGAACACGAGCCCUUGAAGUACGCCACCAGACACGCGAGAAAUGAUAUUGCAAUCUUACUGAGGAAAGGAGAGAGACAGCGAGAGUCAGCAAGUACGUGGUCGGGUAAUCGGAAUCCGAUGCUCACGCCGUUGGACACGGACUAGUAUUCGAGACGAUAAAUAAAAUACGACAUUAUAUUGAAAU
Messenger RNA from Sphaeroforma arctica JP610, 1163 nucleotides. RefSeq lists its product as hypothetical. Lineage: Eukaryota; Ichthyosporea; Ichthyophonida. The record is from RefSeq and is a predicted model, not a curated record. Bases 77 to 1123 code for a protein of 348 amino acids. The transcript has a single exon. Gene Ontology annotation, molecular function: protein binding.